Didymosphaeria variabile is the source of this 954-nucleotide messenger RNA. RefSeq lists its product as uncharacterized. Lineage: Eukaryota; Fungi; Ascomycota; Dothideomycetes; Pleosporales; Didymosphaeriaceae. Gene Ontology annotation, molecular function: S-adenosylmethionine-dependent methyltransferase activity. The record is from RefSeq and is a predicted model, not a curated record. The transcript is spliced from 2 exons. Bases 1 to 954 code for a protein of 317 amino acids.
AUGCUCGAGCGAACUGUUCAGUAUUCACAGAAGCUGAAUGAGAACGAUCAUCUGCUCGACAGCAAUAAGGAAUUGCAAGACAAAAUCGUGCAACACGCGAUGCAAUACUAUGGGAUCGACCAAGCUGAACUAAAGGAGCAUGUAAAGUCGGCUGAAAAAGAAGGGAAGGUUCCUGAAAAGGUCAGUGUGGGGCAAGCGCUGAAGCACUUGGUUCGGGAUUGGACUGCGGAAGGCGACGCUGAGCAUUACGAUGCAUUUCCUUGUGUGAUAAACACGCUUCUCAAAUUCUCGAAUGCCAGUCGGAUAGCGCCAGCAAAGGUUCUUCUACCCGGCUCAGGCUUGGGGAGACUGGGCCACGAUAUACAUGGGCUGGGAGGAUUCGAAGUAUCUCUCAACGAGUACUCCAUGUACAUGAAUGUAGCAUAUCGGUACCUAGAAUCCCUGAAGGCCACAAACUCAGCCGGGCUGCACCCCUAUAUAGACGGAUGGUCGCACCACGCAACCACAAGCGACAUGCAACGACGCGUAUCAUUCCCAGACCACCCGCCAGCUAGUCGCUCCGUCGUACUUGUCGAGGGUGAUUUCACCACCGUGUUCAAAGGUCGAGAAGGAUCCUUCGAUUACAUCGUCACGCUCUUCUUCAUCGACACGGCGCGGAACCUGCUGGCGUACUUUGACAGCAUUCACAAGCUCUUGAAGCCUGGCGGGAUCUGGAUCAACUUUGGUCCACUGCUGUACGGUUCAGGACCCUUUGUGCAAUUGAGCCUUGAUGAGAUGGUCACGGUGGUUGAGGAAUGGGGCUUUGAGUUCUUGGAUGGUGAUGAGUCGUGUGGAAGGCCGACUUUGCCAACGCGGAAGGUACGCGGGAAAACAGCGUCGUACGCGUUCAAUGCGAAGGACUUGUCGAUAAACGCGUACCAAGCCCAAUCAUGGGUAGCACGUAAAGUCGUAUAG